CUAAAGAAGUCGAAUUAAAGAAGAAUCAGCUCCAUCUGGAUUGCGGUGGAAAAAUGCGUCUAUUCAGGGAAAUCUUUUUUGUUCUUUUCGUAGGGGGUAUCGCAGCUCAAUGGCAUAUGAACCCCCUGAUGAGAGUAUGGUACACUUUGCUACCCAAUUCGUCUUCCGAAUCGCCGCUCAACAAAGAGGACGACUGCACCGGUUGCGCGCAGAAUAAAGUCAACGUGAUCGUUCCCGACCCACUGUUGACUGAGCUGAGAGUGGAGUACGUGAAGCAGCAGAUUCUGAAGAAGCUGCGACUAUCAAAGCCGCCUGAAAUCUUGAUGCCACUGUCGACCUUGCCUCAACCUGUAAUCAAUGGCAAUGUGCUUCUACCUGAUUUAGAAAGACCGGCAGAGAACUUCUACGGGAAAACCAACCAGGUCGUCGUGUUCCCAAGUGAAGGUGUGGCCGAUUCGACGAAAUACCAUCACAGCUCGAAUCACAUAACAGGAUUCAAUCUAGCGGUCUGUUUCACGUUUUACUUGCCAAACGAGAUGCUGUACGUCGACGUGACCUCGGCAGAGCUUUGGUUCUACAAGGAACAGGUCGAAAACGACGAUGAGCUCAAGCAGACAUUCGUGCUAUCUGAACUCGAUCACUGGGACCAGGGUGGCAGAUUCGAAAAGAACACCGUCAUGGCAAUCUUUGAGACCGAUAUCAGAGAAGGUUGGGUAAAGACAGACAUGAAAUUUAUGGUGAAGAAAUGGAUUAGUCGGCAUCGAUUGCACCACUCCAUCCAAAUAGUCUGCACGACCUGUUCGACCGAUCACGGUAAAGCGCCUGUGUCCAUCGAACAGACUCUGAAGCCGUUCCUAGUAAUCCAUACGGAGCCGUUGCCGCAACGGAAUAGGCCCAAGAGGCACUCGAAUUGCCUACCCGAAAUGACGGAGUGUUGUCGGGACGAGCUCUACAUUAAUUUCGGAGAUAUCGGUUGGAGCGACUGGAUCUUACAUCCCAGCGGAUAUCACGCGUAUUUCUGCCGAGGGUCCUGCUCCACGGCGGCAUCUGUAACCGUCAGCGGUUCCCAAUACAACAACGUUAUCAUGAAAUUGUUGACUAAGGACGGGGGACAACAAAAAAACAAGAUAGUGCCAUGCUGCUCGCCGACGCAGCUUGCCCCUCUCCAGCUACUCUACAUCGACACGAACAAUACAAUCACACAGAAAACAUUGCCGAACAUGGUAGUGGAAGCUUGCGGUUGCAUGUGA
This is a messenger RNA of Cyphomyrmex costatus, 1250 nucleotides long. It is a transcript of the gene daw, whose product is annotated as activin beta chain dawdle. Bases 54 to 1250 code for a protein of 398 amino acids. Gene Ontology annotation, cellular component: extracellular region. The transcript has 4 exons. The record is from RefSeq and is a predicted model, not a curated record. Lineage: Eukaryota; Metazoa; Arthropoda; Insecta; Hymenoptera; Formicidae. Gene Ontology annotation, molecular function: cytokine activity; growth factor activity.